This is a messenger RNA of Penicillium psychrosexuale, 1527 nucleotides long. RefSeq lists its product as uncharacterized. NCBI's taxonomy places the organism in Eukaryota, Fungi, Ascomycota, Eurotiomycetes, Eurotiales, Aspergillaceae. Bases 1 to 1527 code for a protein of 508 amino acids. The transcript is spliced from 2 exons. The record is from RefSeq and is a predicted model, not a curated record.
AUGGACUGGGAUCGCAGAAGGUUCGUUGGCGUAUCCAAACGGUUUGAAAGAAAGUUUCUAAGUAUUUCCCUAGAUUUGAUGAACGAAGAGGUGGAGAAAGCUAUCGUCCCGCCGAGAGAAACGGUCGUUCCCCUUCUCGGGGGUAUGAAAUUCGUCACCGGCGUUCGCCACCACGAAACCGAAGCCCUCCUCGACCACGAGCCGACACUUGGGUACCGUCAGCAAAUCGAGGGUACGGGCGCGUACGGAGUCGGUCACCACCGCCAUACCGGCGACGCUCACGUACUCCUCCGGGGAGAAACUUUGGUCCACCCCCCUACGAAAGACGACGAUCUCCACCAAGAAGAUUCUCGCCCAGAAGAGAUGACAGGAUCAGAUCACCGCCCCAAAAAUGGCGCUCGAAAUCGCCCUACAGUGAUGGCAGAUCACGCAACGCAUCCCGUGCUCGCAACAGCCCUAGACGAAUGCGCGAUACAACUCCUGGAAGCCAAGUCUUCCGAUCCGCGAGACGAGAUGGCCCUGCUAGCACAGCCAGAAGGCUUGUUGCCACAGGGCCCAAUUCAUGUAUCGCAUCGAGGCCACCCUCGUGAUGUGGCGAAACGAGAUGUUUCACCUGCACAAGCCUUGGCCUCACAACCCGCCCUGAUAUCUCGACGUUCAUCGCCGGCUACAGAAAAGCCUGUUGUGGCUCCCGAAAAAGCUCGUAGUCGGUCGCCGAUUCGCUCCCCGGUACCCCUGCAACGGUCGUCGAAACCCCAAGGUCGAUCUCCGCACCGGGAUCAGACCUACGAUACGGAGCCCUCUCACACACAACAACGCCCAGAUCAUGAGGACCGAGCACCAGUUGGCAAUCCUUCGCCUUUUUCGAUUCCAGAGAGAGAAUCCCAGACAAGUGGGACCAGGGUUGGUGGCAACAUCCCGACUCAACCGAAAAAUCACAGUGCAAGCCCACUUCCACUCCCGCCAUCAGGACCUUAUCAGGGACCUAGGCCGCCAUCUAACCAACAUCGUGGUCCUCCGCAUGUCUCUUUACUAUCCGCGCCGACUCGUCCUCGUCGCGGACCUGGCCCACGUGAAGCUUGGACGGGGUCACCGCCGGUACGUCGCGGGCCUGUUGCACCUUCACAAGCUCCACCAGUAGGUCCUCGCGCUUCUUUCUCAUCUCCGGUACUAGGUGGCAGUUACCGACAUCCAACUUCCCGGCAACCCGGCACUCCAUGUGUGACUCAACCAUUAGCUCAGAGGGGGAUCAACCAUCUUGCGGGGCUAUGUACUAUCAUGCCGGAAGGUCGGAGUCUUCCGUCGCUUCUAGAUCCUGCUGUGGAGAAGCGGUUGGCUCAGCUUGAUGUCGACAAAGAAAAACUACUUGAGCAGAUCGCAGAGACACAGAGGUCCAAGCGAGCGGAACUUCGAGACUGGGAUCGACUCGAUCGUGAAAGCUCAAUAUGUGCUCUUAAGAGCGAGCUAGCUGAAGGUCAUCUCCAGCGAAUGGCCGAUGAGAGCAUUGGGGGUGGAAACUUGUUCUAG